UUGUGGUCCUCAGGCUUUGGGAUGAAGCUGGAGGCUGUCACCCCUUUCCUGGGCAAGUAUCGUCCCUUUGUGGGUCGCUGCUGCCAGACCUGCACCCCCAAGAGCUGGGAGUCCCUCUUCCACAGAAGCAUAAGGGACCUAGGCUUUUGCAAUGUGAUCCUGGUGAAGGAGGAGAACACCAGGUUUCGGGGCUGGCUGGUUCGGAGGCUCUGCUAUUUCCUGUGGUCCCUGGAGCAGCACAUCCCCCCCUGCCAGGAUGCCCCGCAGAAGAUCAUGGAAAGCACUGGGGUACAGAACUUUCUCUCAGGGAGGGUACCAGGAGGUGCUGGGGAAGGCCAGGUACCUGACCAUGUGAAGAAAGAGGUACAGCGCAUCGUGGGUCACAUCCAGGCCCCACCCUGUCCCUUCCUGGUCAGGCUGUUCAGCUGGGCACUGCUGCGGUUUCUGAACUGCGUCUUCCUGAAUGUGCAGCUCCACAAGGGUCAGAUGAAGAUGGUCCACAAGGCAGCCCAGGCGGGCUCACCGCUUGUCCUCCUCUCUACUCACAAAACCCUCCUGGAUGGGAUCCUGCUGCCCUUUGUGCUGCUCUCCCAGGGCCUGGGUGUGCUCCGUGUGGCCUGGGACUCCCGUGUCUGCUCCCCUGCCCUCAGAGCUCUGCUGAGGAAGCUUGGGGGGCUUUUCCUGCCCUCAGAGGCCAACCUCUCCCUAGACAGCUCUGAGGGGCUCCUUGCAAGGGCUGUGGUCCAGGCGGUUAUAGAGCAGCUGCUGGUCAGUGGGCAGCCCCUGCUCAUCUUCCUGGAGGAACCUCCUGGGGCCCUGGGGCCACGGCUGUCAGCCCUGGGCCAGGCUUGGCUGGGAUUUGUGGUAAGGGCGGUCCAGGUGGGCAUCAUCCCAGAUGCUCUGCUGGUACCAGUGGCUGUUACCUAUGAUGUGGUUCCGGAUGCACCAUGUGAAAUAUACCAUGCCUCAGCCCCCCUCGGGCUGUGGACAGGAGCUCUGGCUGUCCUGCGGAGCCUCUGCAGCCACUUGGGCUGCAGCCGUCAGAUCUGCUCCCGGGUACACCUAGCUCAGCCCUUCUCCCUGCAGGAAUACACCAUCAGUGCCAGAAGCUGCUGGGGCAGCAGGCAGACCCUGGAGCAGCUACUGCAACCCAUCGUGCUGGGCCAAUGUACUGCUGUCCCAGACACUGAGAAGGAGCAGGAGUGGACCCCUAUAACUGGGCCCCUCCUGGCCCUUAAGGAAGAGGACCAGCUCCUGGUCAGGAGACUGAGCCAUCAUGUCCUGAGUGCCAGUGUGGCGAGCUCUGCCGUGAUGAGCACGGCCAUCAUGGCGACGCUGCUGCUCUUCAAGCACCAGAAGCUCCUGGGGGAGUUCUCCUGGCUGACGGAGGAGAUACUGCUGCGUGGCUUUGAUGUAGGCUUCUCUGGUCAGCUGCGGAGCCUGCUGCAGCACACACUGAGUCUGCUGCGGGCACAUGUGGCCCUGCUACGCAUCCGCCAGGGGGACUUGCUAGUGGUGCCGCGCCCCGGCCCAGGCCUCGCGCACCUGGCACGGCUGAGUGCUGAGCUGCUGCCCGUCUUCCUGAGUGAGGCUGUGGGUGCCUGUGCGGUGCGGGGGCUGCUGGUAGGCAGAGUGCCGCCCCAGGGACCCUGGGAGCUGCAGGGCAUAGAGCUGCUGAGCCAGAACGAGCUGUACCGCCAGAUCCUGCUGCUGAUGCACCUGCUGCCGCAAGAGCUGCUGCUCCUGCAGCCCUGCCAGUCUUCCUACUGUUACUGUCAGGAGGUGCUGGACCGGCUCAUCCAAUGUGGGCUCCUGGUUGCUGAGGAGAGUCUGGCUACACAAAGCAGCUGUUUCAGUUCCUCCAGGCCACCGCCCAGAAAGAAGGGAUCUUUGAGUGUGUGGACCCAAAGCUCGCCAUCAGUGCUAUCUGGACCUUCAGAGACCUAGGGGUUCUGCAGCAGAUACCGAGCCCUGCAGGCCCCAGGCUCCACCUGUCUUCUACUUUUGCCAGCCGGGACAAUCAGGAAAAACUAGAACAGUUCAUCCGGCAGUUCAUUUGUAGCUAGAACUGUGAGGUGGAGCCUGUGCUGAGACUUCUCAGCUCCAGAACACAGCUGUCCUAGAGCCAGAAGACAGGCAGGAGGCUGCAAACCCUUAGCUGGUCUAUAAAAUCAUUGAGGCUUGGUUGUCCCUUGCCAUUUCUUGUUUUCUCCCUCCUUUGAUAUAAUAAACAAGACUGGUCGUGUUGUCUUUUCCCAAG
Messenger RNA from Cebus imitator (Panamanian white-faced capuchin), 2260 nucleotides. Its product is annotated as glycerol-3-phosphate acyltransferase 2, mitochondrial. Lineage: Eukaryota; Metazoa; Chordata; Mammalia; Primates; Cebidae. The coding region runs from base 22 to 1947 and encodes 641 amino acids. The transcript has 18 exons. Gene Ontology annotation, cellular component: mitochondrial membrane. The record is from RefSeq and is a predicted model, not a curated record.